AUGUUGGAACUCCCCGAUACGCACCACCGCGAAGUACAGCCAACUCCCGCCGACCCGGACGUUGAACUUGGCGGGGCCGACGUGGCCAACGAGGGCCUUGGAGCGGAACCAGAAGAGGUGAGCUCCCAUCAAAUAUCAUCACCCCAGUCUCAUCCACUUCUCCCUACGCGCCGUCCCUCGUCGCUCCACUGA
Molecule: messenger RNA, 192 nt
Organism: Echinostoma caproni
Lineage: Eukaryota; Metazoa; Platyhelminthes; Trematoda; Plagiorchiida; Echinostomatidae
Source: the annotation of a GenBank genome assembly